AUGGCACAAAAACACGUUAUGCUCUCCUAUGAAUGGACUGUACAAAAGUUAGUUUCAAAAGUUUAUGAUUAUUUACAGCAAAAGGGGAUACCAUUAUGGAUGGAUAUUAAAUCCGGUGUCUCCUCAGAUGAUCUAUUCAAAUGUAUCGCUGAAGCCAUUGAAAAUACCACUUGCUUCGUUUGUUUUAUGACACCUGAAUACCAAAAUUCGGACUUUUGUAAACAAGAAUUUUUAUACGCGCACAAACGUAAGGUACCAAUCGUACUAUUGAAGUUGGUGGAGAACUGGGAGCCGACAAGUUGGUUAGGUUUCGCAACAGUUGGCCUAGUCUGGCUUGAUUUUUAUCAUAUAGACAAUCUUUCGAAAAAAACUAGUCGAUUAUACAAGCGUAUUUGUCAAAUAACUGGUAAUCAAGUUCAAUCAUCUUCAUCUCAUUAUGUCGAACUGAUCCAGAAAACGCCGUCAUCGCAUUCAUUACAAGUUUAUGAUUCAAAUAGCCCAUAUAAACAACCUGUAAUGGUUAAAAUCAAUAAUAAUUUCAGACAUUCUGCUCAAAAUCUCAACAGAUCUGAUAAACAUAUGAUGAAACAUGAUGAGUCUCAAAUACAAAGACCUCUGGUAGAAAGAUUCGAACAUUUUCAUUUGUCCGACAGACCGACGAUUACCAGAGACACUAGUAUUAAGCAAAACAGACCGUCGACAACAAAACCAUCAAUGCGAAUCUGUUCACAUACGAAUAAUGAGGAUAGUGAUAAAGAUCGUGAUGCUUGCAAAAAAGAAAUCAUGACAACGACAAAUACCACUAUUCCGUUAGAAGCAGAACCUGCUCUUUCAGGUGAACAAGCCGCAGGAACACCUAAUCCUGGUGCUAAAGUCAAAGGAGCGGGUGCAGUUUUAGCUAAAGUUGGAAGCUCACCUGUGUUUUUAGCUAUUAGUAUCAUACUUUUAUCGAUUAUACCGAUUAUACAAAUAUAUAUUGGUUGGACGUACGCCGAGGCGUGUCCAAUUAAUUACAAAAUUCCACGAUAUCUCUUUAUCGCUGGUCUUGUUGGCAUUAUUUCUUCGAUACUAAGUCAAAUUCGGAAUUAUCUGUCAGGGAAAUCACCAGCGGAAUCAUCCGGAGAAUUGUCUACUCGCAAAGCUGGUAUUACUGCAGCAACUGCUACAAAUAGUCCACUAGCUAAACUUAUCACUCUGAUUACGUGUUGUCUCAAUAUCUUUCUGUUGGUCUGGUUUGUUCUUGGCUGUAUAUGGGUAUUUAGUGCUUGGAAUCAAGUUCAGUAUACUCAUCCCCGCACAACAACAUUUUGCAAGCCAUUAGUCUAUCGAUUUGCUGCAGUUUCUCUAUUCAUUCCCAUCAUACUCUUAUCUCUCUGUUGUUUUUGUCCACUAUGCAUAGCGUCAACGGCGCUUAUGGACAUGGCAGCGCAAAAUGCUUAG
Adineta ricciae is the source of this 1440-nucleotide messenger RNA. Lineage: Eukaryota; Metazoa; Rotifera; Eurotatoria; Adinetida; Adinetidae. The record is from the annotation of a GenBank genome assembly.